AUGGUUCGUAAAAAAAUAGAUAAUCGUAUCCGUAUCUUAAUUGAAAAUGGUGUUGUUGUGGGACAUAGAACAUUGUUUAUUAUUAUUGGUGAAAAAGCACGAGAUCAGGUUGUUUUGCUACAUCAUAUGUUAUCCAAAUCUAUUAUAAGAGCUAGACCUUCUAUACUUUGGUGUUAUAAGAAAGAAUUAGGAUUUAGUAGUCAUAGAAAAAAGCGAAUGAAAUCCUUACAAAAAAAAGUUAAAACAGGAAAGUUGGAUGUUAAUGAAGAUGAUCCAUUUGAAUUGUUUGUAGUUUCUACUAAUAUAAGAUAUUGUUAUUAUCAUGAAACACAUAAAAUAUUAGGAAACACAUAUGGCAUGUGUGUUUUACAAGAUUUUGAAGCAAUUACACCAAAUUUGUUAGCACGUACUAUUGAAACUGUUGAAGGAGGAGGACUUAUUGUAUUUCUUUUACAAUCAGUAAAUUCUUUAAAACAAUUAUAUACCAUGAAUAUGGAUGUUCAUCAAAGAUUUCGUACAGAAGCACAUCAAGAUGUUGUUGGCCGAUUUAAUGAAAGAUUUUUACUAUCUCUUGCUUCAUGUAAAAGAUGUUUGGUUGUUGAUGAUCAAUUAAAUGUAUUACCUUUAUCAUCACACAAUUUAAAGAUUGAACCUGUGCAAAAAUUACCUUCUUCUGAAGAAUUAUCAGAAUUAGAUGCAUUAAAGGAGGGUUUAAAAGAUACACAGCCUAUUUCUUCGCUUGUUAAUUGUUGCAAGACAAUUGAUCAGGCAAAAGUACUUCUCAAGUUCAUUGAAUGCAUAUCAGAAAAAACAUUAAGAUCCACUGUUUCUUUAACUGCAGCUAGAGGACGUGGAAAGUCUGCAGCAUUAGGUUUAGCUGUUGCUGGUGCUAUAACAUUUGGAUAUUCAAAUAUUUAUAUUUCAAGCCCAAGCCCAGAAAACUUAAAUACCCUGUUUGAAUUCAUUUUUAAAGGAUUUGAUGCAUUAGAAUAUCAAGAGCACCUUGAUUAUGGACUUGUACAAUCGACAAAUCCUGAAUUUAAUAAAGCUACUGUACGUGUAAAUGUCUUCCGCGAUCAUAGACAAACAAUUCAGUACAUUCAUCCUACUGAUGCACACAAAUUAAAUCAAGCUGAAUUACUUGUAAUUGAUGAAGCUGCAGCAAUACCUCUUCCUUAUGUGAAAGCUAUGCUUGGACCUUAUUUAAUAUUUCUUGCAUCUACUAUUAAUGGAUAUGAAGGAACAGGCAGAUCUUUAUCAUUAAAAUUGUUACAACAAUUAAGAAACCAAACUGUUGGCUCAAAUAGUCAUGAAAAAAAUAAGACACAACCAAAUGAAAAGAUUGUUAUUGGAAGACAGUUAUAUGAAUUGACUUUAGAAGAAUCUAUUCGUUAUAAACCAGGAGAUUCUAUUGAACAGUGGUUGUGUGAUUUAUUAUGUUUAAAUGCUACAAUAAAUACACCUAUGUUAUUAGGAUGUCCACCUCCUGAUAUUUGCCAGUUAUAUUAUAUAAAUAGAGAUACCUUAUUUUCUUAUCAUAAAGCAUCUGAAUUAUUUUUACAAAAAUUAGUGGCUCUUUAUGUUGCUUCACAUUAUAAGAAUAGUCCAAAUGAUUUACAAAUGAUGUCUGAUGCGCCAGCGCAUCACCUAUUUUGCCUUUUGGGUCCAAUAGAUCCAAACAAGAAAACAUUGCCCGAGGUAUUAGUAGUUAUUCAAAUUUGCUUAGAAGGAGAAAUAAGUAAAAAUACUAUAAAUGAUGGACUAGUUCGAGGGCGUAAAGCAGCUGGUGAUCUUAUACCGUGGUCUAUUGCCCAACAAUAUCAAGAUCAAGAUUUCCCUUCAUUAGCUGGAGCACGUAUUGUUCGUAUUGCAACACAUCCUGAAUAUCAUGGAAUGGGAUAUGGUAGUCGAGCAUUGGAAUUAUUGAAACAAUAUUAUGAAAUGAAAAUACUUAAUAUUAAUGAAGCACCACUACAGAUAUGUACAACAGAUAUAUCAAAAGUACAAGAUGAAGAAGUAAAUUUAUUAGAAGAAAGAAUUGAACCUCGAGUUUCUCUUCCACCACUCCUUUUAAAACUAAGUGAAAGACACCCAGAAAAUUUAGAUUAUAUUGGUGUAUCUUUUGGUGUUACUGAACAAUUAUUGAAAUUUUGGAAACGAGCGAACUUUGUGCCAGUAUAUUUAAGACAAACAACAAAUGAUAUUACAGGGGAAAAUUCGUGUAUUAUGUUGUACAAAAUAAAUUCUGGACAAGAAGAUGUUAGAUGGUUACAAGCAUAUUGGAAUGAUUUUCGAAAACGAUUUAUAAAUUUAUUGUCUUUUUCAUUUAGUACUUAUUCAUCUUCAUUGGCUUUAAGUAUAUUGAUUAAUAAUUCAGUUACAUCAGACAUUACAACAUUGACAAAAGAGAUAUUGGAUAUAUAUUUUACAUCUUAUGAUUUAAAACGUUUAACUAUGUAUAGUAAUAAUAUGGUAGAUUAUCAUUUAAUAAUGGAUUUAUUGCCAUCGUUAGCACGUUUAUACUUUUUAAAUAUGAUGGGUGAUACUUAUUUAUCAGCAGUACAAUCGGCAAUUUUGUUAGGAUUGGGUUUACAACAUAAAACUGUUGAUAAAUUAGCAGAAGAAUUAGACUUAGCACCAACACAGUUGCUUGGUUUAUUUAAUCGUACCAUACGUAAAUUUAUACAAUAUCUUAACAGAAUAGCGGAGAAUUUCAUUGAGACCACCAUGAUGAAAAAGGAAAUUGAUAAUGAAAAAGUUCAAUUGAAUCCUAUCAAUGGAAAAAGUUUACAUGAUGAAUUAGAAACUGCAGCUAAGGAAUUAAAAGUAAAACAAAAAGCUGAAUUAGAAAAAUUAAAAAAAGAAAAUUUGGAGCAAUAUGCUAUUAAAGGAACUGAAACUGAUUGGAAUGAUGCACUUUCAGGAAAGAAAAGUAAAAAUCUUAUAUCUAUAAAAAGUGGAGAAAAAAGAGAAUCAGAAGAUAAUAUUACUGAAAUGCGAAAAAAACAGUUUAAAAAAAAGAAAAGACAUUCUUUCAAAAGUUAA
Eufriesea mexicana is the source of this 3045-nucleotide messenger RNA. RefSeq names its product RNA cytidine acetyltransferase l(1)G0020. Gene Ontology annotation, biological process: rRNA acetylation involved in maturation of SSU-rRNA. Gene Ontology annotation, cellular component: nucleolus; 90S preribosome. Bases 1 to 3045 code for a protein of 1014 amino acids. Gene Ontology annotation, molecular function: ATP binding; tRNA binding; 18S rRNA cytidine N-acetyltransferase activity. The record is from RefSeq and is a predicted model, not a curated record. NCBI's taxonomy places the organism in Eukaryota, Metazoa, Arthropoda, Insecta, Hymenoptera, Apidae. The transcript has 17 exons.